CGAGAGCUUCCAGCAGCUUUAAACCUCAGCCACAGACAAGACAAGAGCUCAGCUAAAAGCACAUAAGAGAUUGCAAAAAAAAAGCUUUUCAGGACAGUGCCUCUGAGACAAGAGAGGUAGGUGGCCUGACCGACAGGACCUGAGCUGAGAGCCCUCACACCGUGCCCCCCUCCUUCUCCUGCUGCUGCUGCAAGACUCCCCGGUUUUAAUUUCGCGAAGGGUCGGUAACCCCUUCCUUCCAACUUGUUGCAACCACGGCUUUCAUGCAAAGUCUGACCAGCUGGGACUCGCGUUGCGACUCGCCAUGUUUCCAGACCGCCCCGACCUACAUUAAUUUGAUGGAAGUGGCCAAUUUCUACGAGCCGGACUGUUCCCUGAACAAGUUGCACCGCGACCGUUCAAUGACAGACCUGGGCAUCGGUGACAACGAGAGUGCCAUCGACUUCAGCGCGUACAUCGACCCGGCGAGCGCCUCAGCAGCAGGGGGCAACUUUGAGCUCGGCGGCGGCGGCGGCGGGGACCUGCUGACGGACAUUAUGCUCUCGGACGAGUACAAGAAGAAAUCGCUGCCCGACUACAACGCCUACUUGUCGAUGAUGCGCAGCUCCUCGGCCGGCGCCAGGCACCAGGGCAACAUCCUGAGCUGCACCCCGCAGUUCCUGGAGACCCGGCUGGAGCCGGUGUUCGAGCAGAGCCCGGACAGGAAAGGGGUGAAGCAGGAGAGCCGGGAGGAGGAAGCUGCUGCCGCCGCCGCCGCCGCUGCUGCUGCUGCUGGCGGAGGGGGGAUGUCAGUGCAAGCUGUAGCAGCAGCAGCAGCCGCCUCCUCGCCCUCCUACGUGAGGCCGCUGCUGCAGUACCAGUGCGUGGCCAGCGGCAGCAACAGCAACCUGUCCACCUCGUCCCUGUCCUCGUCCGCCACCCCGCCGGCCACCCCCAACUCCGCCGGCGACCGGGCAGCCGCCGCCCCCAAGGGCAGCAAGAGCAAGAAGCUGGUGGACAAGCACAGCGACGAGUACCGCCUGAGGAGGGAGAGGAACAACAUCGCGGUGCGCAAGAGCAGGGACAAGGCCAAGCUCAGGAAUGUAGAGACUCAACACAAAGUGCUGGAACUGACCGCCGAGAACGAGCGGCUCCAGAAGCGAGUGGAGCAGCUCAGCCGGGAGCUGGCAACUCUGAGAAACUUGUUCAAACAACUCCCAGAGCACACCCUGCUCAGUGCGUCCAGCAACUGCUGACAUUGACUGACUGCACAGCUCCCCAAUAUUUAUAGAUUCUUAUUAUUUUACUUUCUCUAUCUCCUUUUAUAUAUAUAUUAAAAACAACGGAUACCGUGACUUUUGCAAAAAAAAGGAGUUGAUCAAAGGACUCUUUGUAUAUAGAGGAUUUUCUGUGUUUACAACACAUUGCAGUAAGCGAGGUUGUAUAUCGUUUAGAUGACCGUAACCCGUGCUUUUUUUAAAAAAAAACGGCAGGGAGAGGGGUGAAUGAUGUUUCUUGAAACCAGCACUGCGGGGUUUUAUAUAGAAAUGUAUAUAAAAUGAUGCUGUGCUUUAACUGUGACUUUGCUCAGUCGAAACACAUGACGCAACAGCGUGUAACUUGCCAAGUGUGAGAUUCAUUCGUAAUUGUCAGAUGACAGCAGUUUCUUAUUACAAAUAUUUCGGGGCUUUUCUCCCAGUCCCCCUCCCCUCCAAAAAUAUUCUAUUUCUUUACUUUUCUUUGUAUAGGGUUGGGGGAGGGGGCGUUUCUGCUCCUAUUCACACGCGUUACAAUAUUAAUGUAGAUCUCUGAUUUUUUUAAAAAAGUGUUUUUUUUUGACAACAAAAAUAACUGCCGUUUUGUAAUUUUAGUCAAGGCUGUUGCUCUGAACGAGACGUUAUCUCUUCGUAUUUCAUACAGUCUCCUACCCCCCCCCCCCCUUGCAUUUUGUUUGUGAAAAUGAAUUAUAUAUUUUGGUGGUUUAGUGGCGGAAAGGCGAUGUUUUCAGCAGUUUGCUGAAAUGUUUUCAUUUUGAAUUGCGUCACUCCAGCAGUGACUCAGCAUGGAAGUGUAUUGAAGAACAUAUUAUUGUGUUCCAUGCAACACUUAAAUUGGGUACAAUGUCGGGUGAAAAGUGGUACUGUUAUUUGCAUUUUAGGAAUACGUGAUGAUUGUUGACUAAGAGUUGUAGUAUCCCUUUUCUAAACCGGUUAAAGUAGGUCACCUCAUGUGGAUUGUAAAAGAGACUGUGCUUGAAAUGUGCCGAUUAAUGUCGCUUGACAUUGUUACGUAAGUUAUUAAGCGACUAUUCAUUUCAGGGACCGCCUGUCCUUAAAGAUUUCAUUCUAAGAUUACCAGGUAAAGGGAUGCUACAAUUUUACAUCAACUUUGAUUAUGGGUCAAAGGAAUAGAAAUUAUUUUUAUCAAAUGAGCGAUAUUGUAUUUAUUUUCCUCUUUUAAAAUUGAAUUAAAAUCAGUUUUAGUAAAACACAAA
Messenger RNA from Hemiscyllium ocellatum (epaulette shark), 2473 nucleotides. Its product is annotated as CCAAT/enhancer-binding protein beta-like. Gene Ontology annotation, molecular function: DNA-binding transcription factor activity, RNA polymerase II-specific; RNA polymerase II cis-regulatory region sequence-specific DNA binding. The coding region runs from base 264 to 1235 and encodes 323 amino acids. The record is from RefSeq and is a predicted model, not a curated record. Gene Ontology annotation, biological process: DNA-templated transcription; regulation of transcription by RNA polymerase II. The transcript has a single exon. NCBI's taxonomy places the organism in Eukaryota, Metazoa, Chordata, Chondrichthyes, Orectolobiformes, Hemiscylliidae.